Messenger RNA from Acanthoscelides obtectus, 4580 nucleotides. NCBI's taxonomy places the organism in Eukaryota, Metazoa, Arthropoda, Insecta, Coleoptera, Chrysomelidae. The record is from the annotation of a GenBank genome assembly.
ACGUACAGUUAGUUAGUGUUUCAAUAUUUAAUAAGCUUUCCAAAGAUUAUAAGUAUCGGCAAGAAACGAUGGCGUUGCUACUUUGAUCAAGCAGGCUUUGUCGUGUGUGUGUGCGUGUAUGUGAACUGUCGGCCUUCAUUAUAUGACAAGUGGAUAAGUACCUAGCAGGGUAUUAGACGAUCCCCAUCAUGUCUAACUUAGAAAAAGAGUUCAAUCGAAAAGGAGGAAGAACAAUUUCUUCCCCAGCUCCUGGAGAGGAAGUUGUGAUAUCUGGGUUUUCCGGAGAAUUUCCCGGCUCUUCAAAUUUCUACGAAUUGCACAAUAAUUUACAUAAUAAGGUGGACUUGACGAAAGGGCCAUUGAGAUGGGAUUAUUACCAUCCGGACAUUCCACCCACAGGCGGUAACAUGAAAAGAGAUCUAACACGGUUCGAUGCAGGAUUUUUUGGUUGGCAUGAAAGAUUAGCCGAUAACAGCGACGGCUUAGUCAAACUUACCGUCGAAAAAGCAGUAGAGGCAGUCAUGGAUGCUGGAUUGCACCCUGAAGACUUGCAAAAUGAGAGAUGCGGAAUUUUUGUAGGAGCUUGUUUCAGCGAAACUGAGACCAAUGCCUACCUGGUUUAUACACAACCGGAAUAUCCGUUGAUUGGAUAUAUGCGAAAUCAAAUAGCUCACAGAAUAGGUUACUAUAUGAAGCUGAAAGGACCAUCGUUCACUUCAGACACAGCAUGUAGCAGUUCCUUGACCGCUUUUGAAACCGCUUUCAAGGCCAUCAGAUUAGGAGUGGUUGACAGUGCUAUUGUUGCUGGUGUGAACAUGAACAUCGAUCCUCUGGUUACCUUGCAGUUUGCUUGGUUAGGUCCACUGAGCAAAGACGCUACGUGUCGUCCAUUUGACAAGAGCAACAAUGGUUACGUUCGAUCAGAGACAGCAAGCGUCUUGCUGUUACAGAAGGCUAAGGAUGCCAAGAGGAUUUAUGGACAAGUCGUCUAUUCCAGCGUUAAUACAGAUGGCCACAAAGAACAGGGAAUCACAUACCCUUCCAUGGAUGCUCAAAAAAUAUUAUUGGAAGAAUUUUAUGAUCACUGUGGGGUAUCCGUGGAUAAAAUAGGCUACAUGGAAGCUCAUGGAACAGGUACUAGCAUUGGAGAUCCUGUAGAAUGCGCCGCUAUCGACGGAGCCAUAACGCAGUACAGAAAAGAGCCCCUUCUGGUUGGUUCUGUGAAAUCAAAUAUCGGACACGCUGAAGGUGCAUCUGGCAUGGGUUCUCUCGCAAAGGUAGUUCUUGCACUAGAAACUGGGAUAAUUCCACCCAACAUCAACUUCAAUGCACCAAACCCCAAAAUCCCAGCACUUAUUGAAGGAAGGCUUCAAGUUGUUACAGAACCGAAACCGUUGCCAACGGAUUACGUCUGUCUUAGUAGUUUUGGAUUUGGAGGUUCUAAUUGUCAUAUACUGCUUAAACGGAACCCAAAAGCCAAAGGCAAUGGUAAAAUAUCAGGCGACAAUGUCCCUAGACUGGUGUGUGUCAGUAGCAGGACUGCAGACGGUGUGACUGAGCUUCUGCAGCCUUUCAGGAACCAUACAUUGGACGUAGAGCACGUUAGGCUUCUUCAUGACAUAUUCAGGAAGGAUAUACCUGGGCACUUGUAUAGAGGGUACUCCAUCGCAUCAAAAUCUGGAGAAGUGCAUAGGCAACUAGCAUGCAUAAAAAAGUAUUCCCCAUUACACAUUUAUUUCAGCGAACUCACCAACUGGUACGAUAUAACCAUUAAGUUGAUGCAACUGCUGCCAUUUGCCGACUCUAUUCAAAGAUCUCAGAAUUAUCUAUCCAAGCAGAUCAACCUAAGCGAUUUCAAUAAUACUUCGAAGGCCCACCAGUACCAAAUCAUCGGCAACGUCGCACUGCAAAUUGGUAUCAUUGAUCUACUUAAUGCUAUAGAAUUCAAACCAAAUAAGUACUAUGGCUAUUCUUAUGCCCAAUUGGUAUCACUAUACGCUGAAGGAAAGCUUAACAAGGAGCAAACACUGGAUUGUGCAGUUUCUCUAAGCAAUAUUCUCAAUAGCUGUGAUAAAAAAAGUAAUGGCUAUGGGGAACCACACAUGACAAACGGAAACGGUGUUGCCAACAGCGACAGUUACUAUGAAUCUGACGCUGAAGGUCUAGCUGCUGCUUUGAAAAACAACAGGAUACAAAGGAGUAAAUUAGCCGAAGAAUUAGCAGCUAUAAUUUCAUCGAAAAAUUCAGUUGUGGAUAAGCUGAUAGAAAGUAUAACAAAUUCAGUUUCACACACACCAGAUAUACAUCCAGAUGACGUACUGAUAACAUUCGGAAGGGUACCUUCAUAUUGCAUACCAGACGACGUGACACUAUAUACUUAUAAUCCGCCUACUAGUCAGAAUGUGCUGAAUGAUUUUCUGAAACUUUUAGGAAACAUUUAUAUUGCCGGACAUAAUGCGAAAUUAGAUAAAUUGUAUCCAUGUGUUGAGUAUCCAGUCUCUAGGAAUACCAGAAUGAUUUCGCCAUACAUAAGAUGGAAGCACGAUAGAAUUUACUACGUGCAAACGCAUUACAAUACUACCGACUCUGCAAUAAGGGGUAUAAGGAACGUCAAAAUUGGAAUUCAUGAUUUGGAAUGGUCUUACAUCACCGGCCACGUGAUAGAUGGUAGGAACUUGUUCCCAGCUACAGGGUAUCUUUACCUGGCUUGGCAAACGCUAGCUUUAAUGAACAAUGCCGAAGUAUUUAUGAUGGACGUCAUCUUCCAGGAUUGCCGAUUUCAUAGAGCAACAUCGAUUCCAUCUAAAGGCGAGCUAUCUUUUUUCAUAACUAUCUACGAAUCAGGACAAUUUGAGGUGAUGGAGAGUAAUGUUGCUGUUGUUACGGGCAGGAUAUUGCUGCAAAAUAAAGAAGAACCACCGAUUGACCAUACCGAUUUUCGUGUUCAAAACGUUAUGAAACUGCAUGAUGUUUACAAGGAACUUAAACUGCGGGGAUACAACUACACAGGCAGCUUCCGGCACAUACAGGACUAUGACUUAAAAAACAACAGAGGACACAUCAGAUGGAAUGAUAAUUGGGUCACAUUUAUGGAUAACAUGCUCCAGAUGAAAAUUUUGGCAACUGACACACGAUUGCUGUAUGUCCCAACGUACAUCCAGGAAGUUAGAUUGCCUGCUAAGGCACAUAUUUCAUGGAUUUCACAGAAUUAUGGCAGUCACAAACUGGAAAAUGACUUGCCCGUUUAUUACAAUGAUUAUAGCAAUACUAUAAGUUGUGGACAUAUCAAAAUUCAAGGACUAAUGUCUAGUUCAAUUACAAGGAAGAGGGAUAUGAGAGUACCGGUUCUAGAGAAAUACAUAUUCGUCCCAAAUGAAGCACUUCUCACAAUAGAGGAGUCCGUAAGGGUGAAUAUUCAGAUAAUCCUAGAGAACUGCUUGAUAACUAAAGUAAAAAGUGUUGAAAUAGUCGAUAAAUUUACGCCUACAAGCAAUAAGCCGUUGUCUCCUAUUGUGCUUACUGUAUUGGAGGAUCAACCCAUGAUCCAACCAAAUGUCACUAUACUGAGCAAAACUCCCAUAGAAGAAGUAAAUGUCCCUGUUGUAGACAAGGUGCUGAGCAUCGAAACUGAUUGUACGCUAAUUGUGACUUCGAAGCUUUCACAGAGACCAGAGCUAUUGCUAGAUAUUUAUAUAUCUCUAAAAGAAAACGGUUUCAUAAUCAACAGGGAAGAACUAAACUACGACGUGUCGAAGGAGCCAUUCGAAAACCUAGAUAUUUGCACUAUCCAUAGGACCAAGGAUGAACUACUAGUACUAUAUAGACGAAAGCUACCCCAAAAACCAGUAAAUGUUAUGGAAAUACCGAGCCAAGAUGAAUCUUUCUCAUGGAUAACACAACUACAGGAGCUCCACAAAUCCAGGAACAUGGAAGAUAUAGUAUUAUAUUCGGAAAAAGAUUCCACUAGUGGUAUUUUAGGUUUGGUAAAUUGCUUAAGGAGGGAGCCAGAAACCAGAAAUGUUCGCUGUGUAUUCCUUAUGGAUGAAUCGGAUCAUUUUGAUAUAAACGAUGUUGACCUGCAAAGACAGCUUAAUAAAAGCUUGGCCAUAAAUGUGAAGAAAGGUGGUAGGUGGGGCACAUACAGGCAUAUGCUAAUAAAGCGGGAAAGAUUCGUUGAAGCAGAACAUUGCGUGGCCAACGUAAUGGUUAGAGGAGACUUGACUAGCUUCAGAUGGACAGAAGGAUCUUUGACAAGUGAUAUGCCACUACCUUUGGAAAAGAAUUUGGUUUAUGUAUACUACUCGGCUUUGAACUUCAAAGAUGUAAUGCUGGCUACGGGAAAACUUAAUGUCGACAUUGUAAAAAGCAGAGUGGAUCAAGAAAAUGUUUUAGGUCUUGAGUACUCUGGAAUAGACUAUAGAGGAAACCGAGUCAUGGGAUUAGCGGUAUCUGGCGCUAUUAGUACUAUGAUUUCAUCGGACGCAUACUUGAUAUGGAAGGUUCCUGAUUACAUGAGUUUAGAAGAAGCAGCUACAGGUUCCAACCGUAUACGGUACGCUCGCCUACGGUUUAUUGUAUAA